CCACAUACCCAUAAAAAUAAUCAGACAGGUGAUGAUGAUGUCAAGCUUUGGUCACAUGACCACUGGGAUUCUGGAUGGAGGCGUUUAAAAGGAGGCUUCUUAAGGACGGGAAAGCAGACACAUUGAGCUAAGCAUCUGCUGAGCGCAACCAUAACAAGAAGGAAAGAAGCUGCAAGACAAACUGCUGUCAACUGCCACCAUGAAGACCACACUUGCCACUAUCGCUGUCCUGGUCCUGGUUCUCGGCUUGACCUCUGAAGCUGUGCAAGUUGAAGAAAAUGGACUGUCUUUUUCCCUUGAAGCCGUCAAGAGGCUUCAGGAGCUGACGGAGGCCAGAACCAUGACAGGACAGCAAAGCCCUCGACUCAAGGCGAGCACCAUGUCCCUCUGUGCCGAGCCCAUGCUCCCGCAGGAAUUCCUGCCCCUCUGUAAGCAGAGAGGAGCAUCUGCAUCUCUUGUCAGAUUAGCUGCUGUACCCGCAGACGUCUGUGAGAUCUGUGCAUUUGCUGCCUGCACUGGUUGCUAAAUGUACCCAACAAGUAAAACACAUCUUUCCUCGCUUAAUACAUAUUAUUCCCUUUUUUUUUAAUCCCCUUCAAAACAUUUUCAGGGAAUUUCCAAGAGUUUUCUUUUACGAGUAAUUAUAAGACAAAGACUUUAUCCCUGAAGUUCUGGCAUUUUUAACCAACUGAUAAUCUAAAAAUGGCCCACUAAAGACAAAAGUCAGACUGAGGAAUGUUUUGCAAACUGUUACCUUUUUAUUGUUUGGCAGACAGCUCAUUUCUGCAUGUUUUUAUUUUUGGAUUUUAUAUGGUUUGUUACAUUUAUCUGACC
Messenger RNA from Melanotaenia boesemani (Boeseman's rainbowfish), 834 nucleotides. Its product is annotated as guanylin-like. The record is from RefSeq and is a predicted model, not a curated record. Gene Ontology annotation, cellular component: extracellular region. Bases 200 to 526 code for a protein of 108 amino acids. The transcript has 4 exons. Gene Ontology annotation, molecular function: guanylate cyclase activator activity. NCBI's taxonomy places the organism in Eukaryota, Metazoa, Chordata, Actinopteri, Atheriniformes, Melanotaeniidae.